AUGCGCUACGCCUUGGUAUUGGGCGCAUCUAUCUGUUACACCUCAGCUCUCGACAUUCUCGAACAAACCAGCGGCGGCCUGUCCUACGAGCUGCUGAACAUCACUUACUUCGCCAACGCCGCCCACCCACGAACCUCCCUGGCGGUUUCAGACUGCGAUGAGGCGGCCCAAGUGAUGCCUCUGACUGUCGUGGCCACCAACCAGAGCUUCGUCACUGGCGAGGAUCUGCAGGCGACCGUCUUCAGCUAUCUGGCUGACGACGACGUGUUGUCUCCGGGAUUUCUGCUUCACGCCGUCUACCUCACCUCGUUGGUCGCCAACGCCACAAUCGAUCCAAUGGCCUUGUCUCACCUUCAUUCUCUGGGAAUUCAGACCGUCUACCUCGAUACCGAUACCUUUGCAUCCAUUCCGACGGGAUUUGACACGGCGACGGACACAUCUCCCGGGGACCUUCAGCCCGGCCCGUACACGGCGAUCGUAACUCCCAAUGCUUUGGAGCUGUUGGAUACCUACCGACUGUACCCCGACGUCUACCGGACCUUUGUCACCGGCGCGUAUGCCACCCAGGACGGCAGUGACGCCUUCCGGGCGCUCCCCCUGACGUGUCCACGCCACUGGGCGCCGCUGAUCCCCGUACCCAGCCGCAUCCCCUUCCGCCACGAUCCCCGACCGUUGGCCGGCGUGCGAGUGGCCGUCAAGGAUCUGUUCGACAUGCGCGGACUGCAGACGUCGGCAGGUAGCCUGGCAUGGGUGCGCAUUACCCCCGUGGCAACGGCGACGGCCCCGGCUCUGCAGCAACUGAUCGACCAGGGCGCCGUGCUGGUAGGGAAGUACAAGCCGUCGCAGUUUGCCGGCGGCGGCAGUCCUUGGACCUGGAUCGACGCCCAGUCGCCUUUCAAUCCGCGCGGCGACGGCUAUCUCACCUGCGCAGCGUCGUCCUCCGGCGGCGGAUGCGCGGUGGCCGCCUACGACUGGCUUGACGUCGCCGUGGGCACCGACACGGCUGUCUCGAUGCGUCGACCGGCGGCAGUGUCGGGGACAUACGGGAAUCGUCCGAGCCAAGGAAUUAUGGCGCUGGAUGGCGUCGUGGCGCAGAACUGGGCCCAGGAUACGGCGGGCGUCUUCGCGCGCGACCCCCGGCUGUGGAUGCGGUUUGCCAAAGCCUGGUAUGUCCCCGAAUUGCAGCAAGAAUCGAACAUCACGGGCCUGUCGCCGUUGGUCGUGCCCGACGCCCGCACGUUUCCCACGCAGAUUCUGUAUCCGGUCGAGUAUUUCCCCUUAGCAAAUCCGGCCGCCCAGGCGCUGGUAGACCGGUUCGUGGCUCAGCUAUCGCGACAUCUCCAUCUUACGACGCGACGUAUCAACCUGACGCAGACGGUAACCACGGGGUCAAUCUUCGAAGGAGGAAACAACUGGGAUCGCAUCUACAACUCGUCGACGGUCUUGACGCUCUGGUCGCAGCACGAGGCAGUCGCUAGGCCGCUGAUGACGGCGUGGGCCAACCUCGAGGCCGGCCGAUUCCCACCGGUGGACGCGCAGUGGCGACGCGAAUGGACGCAGCUGUUCGACCCGCAGGUCGUCAAUGGGCCGGCCUACACUCGAGCUCUGCGUGACAAGGCCCGGUCGGUCGAGUGGUUCGAGCGCGACGUUCUACAGGAGACGGAGGCCUCGUGCUCGCAGUCGGUGAUGCUCUGCCACGCAGCCAACGGCGGGUUGCCCAGUUUUCGCGAGCAGGAGCUCAACGAGGGCCCCAAUGCCACGCUACUGGGCGUGGCUCCGGAUCCGACGGCGAUGCCCUGCGAUCUGUUCUGUGCACUGUUUGGAUGCGCCGAAUCCACAAUCCCCUUGGGCCAGGUGCCCUAUUAUUCGCCGGUCACCCGGGUGACGGAGCAGCUGCCGAUCACCAUCGAUCUGGCCGUGCGACGAGGCUGCGACCUGGUGCUGUUUAAUCUAAUCGACGAGCUGGCAGCGGUUGGCAUUCUGCGGGCUGUGAAAACGGGCAGGGAGGCGUUUUGACGGCGGGCGCGCGGAGGAAAGUCGGGGAUUUUUGUUUCUAUUUGGACUGAGGCUGCAGGCGUGCGGCUCCAGUCGUUCUAAAUAAC
Molecule: messenger RNA, 2102 nt
Organism: Aspergillus steynii IBT 23096
Lineage: Eukaryota; Fungi; Ascomycota; Eurotiomycetes; Eurotiales; Aspergillaceae
Product: amidase family protein
Exons: 2
Coding region: 1-2016 (671 amino acids)
Source: RefSeq, a predicted model, not a curated record